Messenger RNA from Pelobates cultripes (western spadefoot toad), 12177 nucleotides. The record is from the annotation of a GenBank genome assembly. Lineage: Eukaryota; Metazoa; Chordata; Amphibia; Anura; Pelobatidae.
AUGGACUCUUACUUGAAAAUUUAUGAUGGUGACAACCGUGACUCACUAGUUCUCCAGGAAAAGACUUGUGGGUCUACGAUAAUACCCCCUCUAGUUUCUACUCAACAUGAAAUGUUAAUUGAGUUUGUGAGCAAUCAGAAUCCUUCUCAAAGCAAAUUUAAAGUGACCUAUAAAGAAGGUACAUCUUCUUUCAUGCAAUGUAAAAUCUGUUAAAAGAACACACUAAGACCAUAACCUCAACAGCAUGCAGUAAAUAAACUACUGUGGUCUGCCAGAUCCGAUUCCCCACCUCCUCGCUGCACCCAGGAGAGCCUAAAGUUCCUGUUAAAGAUAUUGCAUUAGUUCUCCUGAGCAAAGCCCUGCAAUGCAUGAUUAGCUCAUUGCCUAAAAGCUUUACUGAAUCUGUCACUACUGGUAGCAAGUAGUGGUUGUUUCUCCACUGCAAAAUUUCACAGGUAGACAGGAACUUUCCUUUUGACAUUACUAAAAUCAAGUUACUAAGUAGCGGCCAUCAGUUCAUGUUCUCUUCUAUGGGAGCUGCUAGAUAAUGCAUUUUAAUUGGUUUCUAAUUUUAAAAAACAAAACAUAAAACUGGCCAAGUGGAUAUACAUUACCAUCUAAUUCCAUAUAGUUAAUUUGAAGCCACUACAAGCUACCUCCUGUUGUUAAAAUCUGCAGCUUACAGCAGAUAUUUAUUGACAAAGGCCUUAAUUUAAUAUUGUUCAUAACGCUUUUCAAAUGAGUUAAUCUUUUUGGAUAAACGUUUAAAAUGCCUUUUUUUCUAAAUAUUAACAUAUGAAAAAUAUUAGAAAAGAAAAACAGAAAAAAAGUCAGCACAAGUGCAAUACUAAAAUACUCAAACAGCAGCUUAAUCACCAAAAGCAGAGGGUCUCUUGUCUGAUGAGGGGUAGAAUAAAACAGAAAACAAAGGUGUAGCUAUUGGAAUGUCCUUUAGGUAAUGUUUAUAAUGACAAAAAGGAGAAAACAGAAAGUAUCGAUGGUGUGGUAGAUUAAAAACUUCUAAAUGGGGUAUGGAUAAUUAAAAUUUUGCGCUCACAUUUUCAGGACGCUCCCUUCCUAUGGAAUAGCCUGCCUACCACCAUCAGACUCUCCCUUAAAACCCAUCUCUUUAGGAAAAAUUAUGGCCUCCCAAACUAACCUCUACCUCACUGUCUCUUGCUCUCUCCUAAAGGGCAGCACUCUACUCUCUCCUCCAGCUCUGCUUCACUCCCACCUUAUUUGAUUGCUAUUUCCUGUCCUAAUGUGCUUUAUAGCCCACCUCCUAUAGACUGUAUGCUCGUUUGAGCAGGGCCUUCUUCAACCUAUCAUUCCUGUAAGUUUUCUUGUAAUUGUCCUAUUUAUAGUUAAAUCCCCCUCUCAUAAUAUUGUAAUGCGCUACAGAAUCUGUUGGCGCUAUAUAAAUGGCAAUAAUAAUAGGUGUACACUCACUCACUAGCAUAUAGUUAUAGUUUACUAGACCUGACAUUUUGCUGCUGGAUUCCAGUGAAAUAUAUUCUUGGUGGGGGUAAUACCACUUAAGCCUAUUGGAUUGAGCAAACAUCAUUAUGCUCUAAAGCAUGUAAAUAGGUUUUUCUUAUAACUUUUAUUGUGUUUUACACACUAUUUUAUGAUACGCACUAUUGUGGCUUUUAUUUCUCAUAUAUAUACAUAUAUAUUUAUAUAUAUAUAUAUAUAUUCAAAGUGGAAAAUUUCUGGAGUCCCAAUUUAGGCUUCAUAAUAUGUGAGUGUACACCUACCGAUAUUCCUACCCUAUUAGCUCAGCAUACUACACUAUAUAUUUUUAUGUUUUUUAUGAGGAUGCCUACUGCUACAAGGAUUACCUGGAGAUACCACACCACCCUAUAUCUACAAGUGGGAAUUAUUCCAACCAGGCGUUCAAGUCGAGCUGAAUUAAAGCUCCCUGAACGUGUGAGUGCACAAUUAUAUUUAUUCAUACUCUAUUGAGAUGUUUUUAACCUACUACACUAUCAGUCCUUUCUGUUUUUUUCACGUUUUGUCAAUAUAUACAUUUCCUAAAGGAUAUUCCAAGUGCUACACCUUUGUUUUCUGUUAUAACACAAAUUAUAUCAAUAUACAGCAAAAUAUCAAAAUAAUAAAAACAAUUAGAAUAUAUUUUACAAUAUUAAAACAUUUAGUUAAUACAAAAAUAGUAAAUAAUGUAAAAAUGUAUCCAAAAAUAUUAAAUUGAGGCCAAAGUUGUAAACAAGCCCAUAGAAUAUCUCAGGGAGGGUAAAUCAUGUUAAGGCUUGAUUGAUUAGGUGAUGACAAUUUGUAUAUUCAUCAAGAGUUCCUUUAUCAGUGAAACUGUCACGUAUUCAUCCACUUAUAAAAAUGUGGUUAAUGGCAUUUACUGUCCACACAGGAAAAGUUGUGCCGAACAGCAACCAAAUCCACAGAAGGGUUAAUGCUGAGCAGCAAUUAUGCAAAUGGGAACUGUAGCGGAUGGCACUGGGCUGUCCUGAGAAUUGCAUAAGUUUUGACUGCAUUUGUGUAAAUGGCAAAGUUAUAUGUGUUAAAUGUAUUGUAUUCGUCUGAUUGUUCAGUAGAAUCAUUCGAACAAACUAAGGGAAUGAAACUACCGAACAGUCAGACCUCCCCUGUGUGAAGUGUGACUUCAAUUACCCGUUGCAACAUUGUUGCGAACGGGUAAAUGACAAGCUGAGUAGCAGUCCUUUGUUCUCGGGGGUGGCCGCCAUUCGGAUAACGAACACGUGGCGGCCGCCAUUUUAAAACUCACGAACAGCAGUUUUGCUGUCGAGUGUCUGGAACUCAAAUCGGACAUUCGACUAGGCGAACACCACUGAGACCUGCACAAGCCCGGUCCGUUCGGUUCCAAACUACCGAACGGCUCCUCGUUCGGUAGAUAGAAACAACCGAACGAGGGGAUUCAGGUGAAUCCUCCCUAGUCUCUGUAACUGGAGGCUUUCGUGUAGUUUGUUCCCUUAUUCCAGGACCGACCGCAGGGCCCCAUCGCAUGGAACCCCAUUCGGCUAUUCUUUCCAGCGCGGUCGGUCAUUUUAUUCCCUCCAUAAAUUUCCCGAACCCCUGGUCUGAUCUGGGUGAUUUUGGGAUAUGUUGUUCACCCAGAUCAGGGCUACCAGGGGAUGUAUAAUUUAAAGCGGUAGCCCUAGGUUUAGGGGUACAUCCAGAAAUGGGGGGAAUUGGUGUCCUGGAUAAAGGGAUUAUGAUGCAGGCUGAGGGGAGUAGAUGUGUGGGAGGUUACCAGAACAGGAUUGGCUACUGUAUUAAUGACUGUUAAUCCAUCCCUUGCAUGGGAGCAUGCUUUAUAAGGCCACUGUCUGAAUAAAUCUUUAGUUCUGCUCCUGAUACUGUGUGUCGUCCAGUUAUUGGGAUUGCUGUUGGGAUACUGCUGUGUUAUUUUGCCUGCUGGAUACUUUGCCCUAUGGAUUUAUAAUUGCCUGUUCCUGAGCCUCCCUGGGAUCCAAAGGGGAGAUAGGCUGUAUAAUACCAGCUCUCUGCUACAGGAACCUGGUAACUGCCUUUGGGGUCAAAGGCCGGUUACAGCCUAUCAGAUCUAGAGGAGGGGUAUGUAGGCCCAGUUCUCAUCCUGCUCAGUGCCCUGUCGUGGUUUCCCUUGUGGUUGUCCAAGAGCGUGUUAUUGAUUCUGGUUAUUUGACUUUGGCAUUGUUUUUGACUUCCCUGUUUUCUGGCAUCCCUGACUCCUGGCUUUUCCUUAUCGUUGUGUCUCUUUCUGUAUCCCUUGACCUCGGCUAUUCCUGACUAUUCUUUGGUAUGUUAGUCCAGCCAUUCUAAGGUCCGGUAUACGUUACCUAUCAGUCCUCUGUGUUACACAAUUCUACAUUCUGGACCAUUCUGUAAUCCUGACAGAAACACCCAUCUACACAUCUACAAUUUGCACAACAUAAAAUUAUCAAUUUACUGUUAAUGUAUAUUUUUCAUCUGCAGUUAAGUUUGGAGACAUUUUCCGCCGUGAUCUUUGGUUUGUGGGAUCACCAAAAUACCCCAACCAGUAUCCCGAUAAUGAAGAAGCCAUUUAUAUUAUAAUAGCACCAUCCGGUAAAAAGGUGAGAUAAUAUUACAGGUACUAAGCCCACCUAUACUUUUUAAUGGGACACUGUAGACACUAAAAACAUUUCAUCUCAUUGAAUGCUACAGAAGGGAUGGGCUGCUGUAGACUCUUGUUUAGAAUUGAAACAUUAAAAACUGUUUAAAGCUGAUUGGAAGGACAGCACCAGGGUACUUUAGACACUACAAUCAAUUCAAUGAGAUGAAGCAGUUAUGAUGCCUACAGUGUUCCUCUAAGCUGCCUAUCAACAGACCUGUAAAAAAAUCUAUUGAAAUACAUUUACUGAUGUACAUUGAUUACAAUAAUAUGGUGUGACAUGUCUAAGCCCAAAUCCUAAAUACAAAUCGCAGAUCAUAUAUCAUCAAAUAUCACCCAAAAAUAUGUUCCAUCAAAAAGCAAGACAAAGUAAAAAUAAAUAUACAGUAUUGAUUAAAUGACAAUAAAUAGUCACAAAGACCAAAGCUCAUACGGUAUAAAAGCUCUUAAGUCUUGAUUUCAAAGUGUAACCAUGCUAUGAUCGAUAAAAGACAUGAUCAAAUGUUCAUGGUGUUUUCUGUAAAAUUGGCCUUUAUUACACACAUGAUUAAAAACUAUACAUAGGUGAAUUGGUAUGACAGGUGGAGGGGAGCUGUGAAGAUUUUUUACACCUGGCGGCGUAACAGCUUAAGGAUGGCACUGUGUGGGAUAACAUACAGGAACUCAAGAUAACACUGUGCAGGCUCUAGAGCCAAUUCCACCUUAUCGGUUGAGAACAUUAGAGAGACAUGAGAGCAUUCAAAACAUUUAACAAUUAACAAUAAUACACACCCUGAACUAUAUUAGGUGACUUAAACAAAAGACUAUUUCAUGACUCCCAACAGCAAACCAGGUCACAUAUAAUCCCAAGGUCUAGCAACUUUGGGGAAAAUGGAGGCAUACAGUUACUAAAAUAGCUGCCAGAGAGAAGAGUAGUGUGGCGGUCCACCGCAGCAUGGCUGGGAUCUCACCAUCCCUUCUCCUGGAUCCAGCUCCCAGUGAGAAGACCUCUCCUCCAAGAGAGUAUAGCAAUGUAGCUCUUAUUAGAGCUAGUGAUGAUAGCAAUCCAAAGAACAAUCCCAAGAGCAGGGAUUAUAGCUGGUAUUGCUUUCCCCUACGAGCACGAGACAAGGCUCUGUGUGGAGGGUAAACUGGAACUGGUUUUGUUGGUAGCCACAAUUGGCCUUAAAUGCAGGUCCCCAUGCAAGGGGUUUAACCCCUUAAGGACACAUGACAUGUGUGAUAUGUCAUGAUUCCCUUUUAUUCCAGAAGUUUGGUCCUUAAGGGGUUAAUUUACAUAUCCCAGGGGCAUUCCCCACUGGACCUGAGAGUAGACUAGGACAAAGUACAUACUGUAUUUACACUGACUCUCAGGUCACUCCUACACAAAACAGGAUAAUCCCUCUGUGGCGAAACCAACCUCGCCACUGUGAACUGGAGAAGCCUGGUUGCUCGCCUGCUCCCUUUGGACUAUGGCCCUGCAGGUUAAACCGUUUAUUUCCCCUGCAGAAAGGCUUAUUUGUGUGAUCUGAGUGCCAUUCAUCUAAUAAUGUGCACUCAGAUCCCAGCUAUCUGGGGAUAUGUGAAAUGUCUGUGUGUUAUGUGUAAAUGUGACUUUAUGUAUUUUAAAGUGUUUUGUGUCUUUUGCAACCAUGUGCUUAAUGGAGUCUUGUGUCUGUCCUGGGAGAUAAUUGAAUUACUCUCCAGGAUAGAAGACUCUGAAACUGGUUUGGGCCAGAAAGCCAUGCUUCAUUUAGUCACAAAGGACUUUCCCUUAACUUUUGAACCCCUGGUCUGAUUCGUGCCAUUUUUUAAUAUGUUGUUCCCCUGAAUGGAUUGAUUAUGAAAAUGUAUGUUUUAUGUUUGUGACAUGUAUAUUUUAGAAGUUAUAAAUAUUGUGUAAAAACUGUAUUCCUCUGCCGGUGAUAAUGAGAUUACCCAUUGUGUUCAGUAAUCAUAUCACCUGCAGAGGGGAGGAUUUUGUGUGGGAGUGUCUGGGUGUAUUGUACGGAUUGAUUGGUUGUUUUGUAACGCCCUGUGGGCUGUACUAUGUUUGUGGAUUGGGAAUAAAAGAGACUGUAUGUGACAGUACAGGGAGUUCCUGCUUAACCCUCAAAGUGAAGUGUCGUCUCAUUAUUGGGGGAAGGAUUUAUUGUAUGCUGUUCCAGUUUGACUGCUAGGAGAGUAAACCUAUUCGUAUGGUUCCUAUUCAACUGUCUACAGCAUUCAUAUGCUUGAGAUGAUUCAUAUGCUUCUCCGGUUCGGUGGUUGUGGUGUCUGCUGCAGUGCUUGGAGUCCUCAGGAAGCGCUAGGAGCAUCCUUCAACGGAGGUACCCAGUCGGGGUGCCAGGUGAUCCGUUACACCCUCUCCUGUGCCUUGGAGAUUAUUGGGUCAAGAACUGUAUUAAACUCAAUUAUCUCAAGGCACAGAAUACAUACAUUUUUGCAAAACCCCCAAAUUACCUUUAAACAUACAAAACCCCUAUAAAAGUUACAUCCCUUGAUAGCGCCAAUCUGAGGGACCAUCAUAUCCAAAAAUCACCUAGAUAGGUUCAGGGUUUUGGGAAUUUCCUGGAAGUCAUAAUUUGACCGACUGUGUGCAUGGUCCCAUGCCCAAAACAGUUCCAGAGAAUCAGGGCUUGCAGUCAGUCUAAUUCAGUGGUUUAAAAACUGAACAAACUACCGAACAUAGUCAAUGUUCUUACCCUGAAGCUUGUUCACCCUGUUUGUGGGAAUAUUUCCACUGAACAGUGGCCUUCUAAGUUGUGUAGAACCAAACACAGGCGAUCUUGGAAGUCCAGCGGUGUAAAGGAGUUUCAGUGUCCGAAAACAGUUCCAUGAACUCGACGACCAAACACCACUGCCUGCGUUCACAGGAACAAGAUGACCGCCACCUUGUGGUCAUGGUGGUUUGUGCGCCUGUUCGGUUCCCGAACCAAAUAUAAAAUCCCAUGAACCAAGUCUGUCCACAUAGUUUUUAAAGGGCCCAUAGUCUUUCGGCAGGGGGCUGGCAAGCAGGCCUCUCCAGGAACAUGUGGCAGAGGCAUUUCUGCUACAACAAUAACACUUAAAUUAAUUUUAAUACUAUUCUACCAACCUAUCCCUACCCUUACCUUUUGUGUCACUUUACCCCACUCCCUCUAAUAUGUAAGUUUAUUGAGCAGGGCCCUCAACCACUCUGGUCCAGUGUGACCAACUCAUCUGAUUACAAUUACUUUGUUAGUGCUUUAUAAAUAAUAAUAAUAAUAUAUUGCGACGGUAAUCGUCAUCACUGUGGAUGGAAGACAGAAACUAUGUGUGGGUCCUCAGAUUCAUUUUGUGAUUUGGUAACCCUGUGCCCAUUAUUGGUGCAGGGUAUGAUGAAUGUAUUGCUUGUCUGUGCCUCUUCCCCUCCCCCUUUUUCCUGUCCUAUUGUUUCCCCAGCAAGACAUUGUCCCAGGGACACUGCCAGACCAGUUUAAACUAGCUGCCUUGUUCCUCCUCAAUCUCCCAUCAGCCCUUGCUUGAGUACAACCCCAUCCUUCCUUAUAGUACUCUAUUCACCCUAUUUUAUGUAAAUGAGGCUGUUGGGGGCUUAAAUAUAGGUGCUAUGUCUAUUAAAGUGCGUUGCUGUUUUAACCUUCACCAAGUGUCUACUGAUGGAAAGUCUGUCCAGGGUGUAACAGUAACCUGGUCAAGUGGGGAAAAGGCCCUCAGUGAUCCCAGUCAAGCCUUGGCAACUUGGUCUGAAGUGCUCCAGGGUCCCUCAUAGCUACGAGGAAGAAAACUAGGCGAAGGUGCUCGGUCGGAGUACUGGAGCUCCGUUACAUUUGGUGGCAGCUGCGGGAUCGACUUUCUCCUUGCAGGAUACCUCUGGAACACCUUGGGAGACCUAAUGGAGAACCAUCAGUAUGGCAGCUUCUCAUCAGAAGAGGUUAAGGAAUCAGAGUUCCUGAAAGAUGCACUAUGGAAACUAUUCCUGCUUUGGCCAAACAUACCAGCAAAGAUGGUGCUUCAGGUUAUGGCAAUGGCUACAAGAGCAACCAUAGCAACUGAAUUCCAGAGUAGACACUUAACCUGCUCAACAGACCAAUUUCAGAGGAGGAGACCUUGGAGCUCAGGAAUCAGGUAUGCUUGGAGCUCUGGGAGACGGCACCUCAGUUUUUAGAGGAAAAUAUUGCAACCAAUAUCUCUCAACUACAAGACAACAAGCCGAGGCAGCGCCAGGAGGAAUGGGUAUACAAAAUGAAAAUGCUGGUCCAGGAGGAAAUGGAGUUGGACAACCGGUACCGUGCUCUGCAGUGGCAAGCAGAGCAGGAAUAUUUAGGGUUGGAGAGUGACUGGUUCCCAGAGGGCUAUGGCUUUGGCGGUUCGGGACUAUUAUAGAAAAAAUUCCAGGAUGCUGACCUGCUAGGGGUACCCUUCACUGUGGAAGAAACACAAAGAUAGGGCCCAAUGCUUGAUCAUGUGCCAGCCCUGAUGUUUGACCUGGAUUAUCUAGUCAACAAGAGUGGAGUCUAAAAAGGGAUAUAGGAGGCUACUGGAGACUGUGCAGAAAUAUUCCCUGCAAGCAAAACAAAAAUUGCUUGUUAAUUCCCCAGCUGAAGCACUGGCUUUGGAACAGAGCGCUGCUGGCCUCUGCCCCCAACAUGCAGCAAUGCUGGGAUUUGAGAGCAGAGAGGACAGCCUUUUGGUGAUGGUGGAGCUGGCAGAGGUACACCUGGCGCCGAUGGCCUCUGUCCCCAUCUUGAGCAAUGCCAGAGCUGGAGAGCAAGGAGAUCAACGUUCUAGUGAAUGUGGAGUUUGAGGAGUGUGCAACUUUCCCAACUGAAGUGUUGGCAUCGAGGCAGAGCACUACUGACCUUUGUCCAAACCCACUGGUAACCCAUGAGCCUGAGGCAUCUGAUACAGCUGGCCCCACAGAAGAGCGGAUCCAAGGGCGAAGCACCACUAACCUCAUCCCUUCUCCACAAGCACUGGAGGAUCUCUAUCCAGUACAGGUGGAUGGGACUUUGGUCUCUAGCUGUGGUCCCCAGGGAGGCAGGACAGAAGAGGCCCAGCCAACCUACCUUCCCUCCAGUGGCUGAGAGAGAUCCAGGGAGAUGGGACAGUUGGCAUAUAUUCUUCAGGAGAUGCAGAGGUCCGCUGGUUGAAUGCUGCUCUUGCAUGGAGAAUUUGUUUGGGGUACCAAUUUAGUGAUGGCCUUGGUGGGCUGACUGUACUGACUAACUUCAAAGUCAACUCGUCUGGGGUCUCCUGUAUUGCUCUCCUUCUGAAGGUGAAAAAAUGUGCUGGAAACUAUCCUGGGCUGGAGACAAAGGUUUCCAGAUUUGCUAUUGGGGUUUGUGGGUGUCAUGGUGGCCCACUGAGAGUGAAGACAUAUGGGGAUAGGUUUGAGUUUGGGGGGGGGGGGGCAUGUCAGAUUCACUGGGAACUCCCUUUCUCCACUUACAAGUCUCCUCUUAUGUCUAAGAGUCACCCUGUGCUUAUUAGGGGCACAGGGUGACCAGGAAGCAUAGUCUGGCUUCCAUGAACUGAUCGGCUAUGAGAGCUCCAUGCGCCCAAAUGGGACAAACUUACAAAGUAUGUUGAACAGUGUCGUGGAUGCUGCCAGAAUGGAUUGACUUUUUUGGACUUGUUACCCAACUAACUCAGGCAUAGACCGAUUGGAGGUCUGGUACCUGGUUAGUCUACCUUUGGGACGGUAAUCACCAUCACUGGAGAUGGAAGACAGACACUAUAUGUGGGUCCCCAGAUUCGUUUUGUGUUUUGGUCAUCCUGUGCCCAUUAUUGGUGCAGGGUAUGUUGAAUGUAUUGCUUGUCUGGGCCUCUGCCCCUCCCCCUUUUUCCUGUCCUAUUGUUUCCCCAGCAGGGACACAACCAGACCAGUUUAACCCCUUAAGGACCAAAUUUCUGGAAUAAAAGGGAAUCAUGACAUGUCACACAUGUCAUGUGUCCUCAAUCUCCCAUUAGUCCUUGCUAUUGUCUGAUCCCACCUUCCUUUUACUAUAGUACUCUAUUCACCCUAAAUGAGGCUGUUGGGGGCUUAAAUAUGUGUGCUAUGUAUGUUGAAGGGAGUUGUAUUAACCUUUACCAUGUGUCGUCUGGUGUUUGGGGAAAUCGGCUGAUGGAAAGUAUGUCCAGUGCUAUAAACACAGCAGCAUGGUCAAGGGUGGAAAAGGUCCUCAGUGAUCCCAGUCAAGCCUCAGCGACUGGGUCUGAAGUACUCCAGGGUCCCUGAUAGCUACAAGGAAGCAGACUUAGCAGAGGUACUUGUGACAGAACCAUCUGUUUGGUUAUUUCAGGUGUAUUCGUCUGUUUCUAUCCUGUUCAUGUAAAUGGCUGUUUCCUAUAGCCCAGCCAUACGAAUGACUGUUUUUCCCGAACAAACCUACCGAACGGACGGCCACCCAGGAGAGAAGUGUGCUGCUAGUUAACCUAUUGAUCCCAAUUAGAACGUUGUGGUUAACCGCAGACACUUCUCAUUUAAACCGAAUUCAGGGUGGUCGUCGUUCGUAUGUCGACCACGAGGCAGUGGACAUUUUAAACCAUGCGAAAGCCCAGCGGUGUUUGGCUCUAUUUCUAUGGAACUAAAAACUGACACUUUUUCUGCCGAACACCGCUGAAACAACGGAAUGCCUGGCUGCCUCCACGAAAGCAUACGAAUACCGGCCGUUCGGGAGCUUUGAAGCAUACGAAAAGACUUAACCCAGAUAGCCUUCCCAUGGAGUCAUUCGUAUACAGAAGGACUGUAAGAACUUUGACUCCAUGGCGAUUGAACUAUGUGUGUGGGAUCUGAGCGCUAUUCGCUAAUAAUAUGCACUCAGACCCAGGCUAUCUAGGGAUAUGUGAUGCGAAUGGUAAAUGUUCGGUUUUUGUGAAGUUAUGUAUUUUUAUGUCUUUUCUGAUUUUAUAUUUAAAAUGGCGACUGGCUUUGUCCUGGAGAUAAUUGAGUUACUUAUUAAUUAUCUCCAGGGCAGCUGGGAGAAAACCAUAUUGCAUUGUGGGCAAAAGCUGUGACUGUGUGUCUGGAAUGUCCCCAUAUCUGUCUGUCAUUUCAGUCUCCCAUUUGGUCCCCUAGGGGAGUGUCCACCAAGUGGGAGACCUGCAUAAAUACGGGCAGGUAGCCCACAGUAAAGCCAGAUCCUGUUUGACCCUCAAUGCGGAGCUUCUGUUUCGUUAUUGGGGGGAUUUAUUAUUUGCGCUUAGAGGCUGCUGGAUGGAACCGAAAGCCGCUUGGUGGAUAUUAUUGUUCGGCAGCUAGCAGCAGUUCGGGAGGUUGGAGCCGUUCACGGAUCCCGGUCGGGAGAUUGCCGCUUCCCCUGAGUUUGGUUCGUGCACUACGGUUAUGUGAACGGAGAUUAUUGGUACUGCAGAAGGGGAAGGUCGACUAAACGGCGGUUUUGUUUAAAGACACAAGGGGUGUCUUAACAGUACUCAGUUGAUAUACUGGAGCUCUGUUACAUAUCAUGUCAUGAAUAUAAAUUAAAUGAGGGAGGAGUGAAUGCCUAAAGAUAGGAAAGUAGAAGUGUAGAGCCAAAUGUAGGCAGGGAGGGAGACUGAGAUCUUAUUAUGCAGAAGAUGAUGUGCCACAUCAGGAAAUCUACCCUAGCCAGGCAGGAAUAUUCUCGAUUAAAUGUUAGGCAGUUUCGACUGUAAACUUAUUUUUACUGGCACAGCUGGUUUUAAAUAACUGCUUAAAUCUAUCCCUGCAAUGCUAUCUUAAUUUAUAGCAUUAGAUUUAUAGCACACAGUACAUCUUUAUAUAGGGUGGUAGGUAAAGAGUUCAUUUAGAAUUUUACUCAAAUCAAAGACAAUUCGAGAAAUAUAUAUCUUGUAACCUUGAGUUUGUCUUCAUCUUCUAGGUGUCUCUAGAAUUCACUAUGAUUGAAUUGGUAUAUUGUAAAUUUACCUGCUCCUGCAUCUGUGACUACGUCAUGAUAAUUGAUGGACCCUCCUUAAAUGGCCGUGUUCUGGGCAAAUUCUGUGGGUUUGCUGUACCUCCUCCAAUUGAAUCUACGCAAAACGUAGUGAUAAUACGUUUUCACAGUGAUAGCCUAAAAGGUGCAGCUGGAUUCAACAUACGAUAUCAUUUUGGUAAGGAAAAUACAUGA